This is a messenger RNA of Gasterosteus aculeatus aculeatus (three-spined stickleback), 3259 nucleotides long. It is a transcript of the gene avil, whose product is annotated as advillin. Gene Ontology annotation, biological process: barbed-end actin filament capping; actin filament severing; cytoskeleton organization. Lineage: Eukaryota; Metazoa; Chordata; Actinopteri; Perciformes; Gasterosteidae. Gene Ontology annotation, cellular component: actin cytoskeleton; cytoplasm. Gene Ontology annotation, molecular function: phosphatidylinositol-4,5-bisphosphate binding; actin filament binding. The record is from RefSeq and is a predicted model, not a curated record.
AGUGAGGGGAAGCGGAUUGGGGGCCUUUUGUUGUCAGAAUGCAGUGAAGUCUUCCAGAGGACACGAAUACCAGAAAACAAAGCAACAAAAGGGAAGAAGAGCCACUGAAACCGUUCUUAUCCGAGCAACAUGGAGUACACAUUCAGAGCAGUGAAUUACAGCGCUGGGAUUAUAAUCUGGAGAAUCGAGAAAAUGGAGCUGGUACAAGUCCCAGAGAAAUCUUAUGGAAACUUUUAUGAGGGCGACUGCUACGUACUUCUGUCUACCCAGAAGACAAGCUCCUCUCUCAGUUACGAUAUCCACUACUGGAUCGGCUCACAGUCCACUACGGAUGAACAGGGUGCCGCUGCUCUUUACACCAUACAGCUCGAUGAAUUCUUGGGUUCCACUCCGGUCCAGCACCGCGAGGUUCAGAAUCACGAGUCAGAUGCCUUUAGAGGCUACUUCAAACAAGGAUUGAUCUGUAAGAAAGGUGGAGUUGCAUCAGGUAUGAGGCACAUCGAAACCAACUGCUAUGAUGUUAAGAGACUGCUUCAUGUCAAAGGGAGGAAAAGAGUCAUUGCAAACGAGGUGGAGAUGAGCUGGAAGAGCUUCAACCUUGGAGAUGUGUUUUUGUUGGACAUUGGAAAGACCAUCGUUCAGUGGAACGGACCCAAGAGUAACAAACAGGAAAAACUUAAAGGUAUGAUGUUGGCCAAAGACAUCCGAGACAGAGAACGAGGAGGUCGGGCGGAGAUCCGAGUGAUCGAAGGUGACGCAGAGAGCAACUCUCCUCAAACUAUGGAGAUCCUGAACAGUGUUCUUGGAGCCAGAAGCUCAGGGCUGACAGACGGACCUCCAGACAAAACUCCUGACCAGGAACAGAAGUCAAAUCUCACUCUUCACCAUGUGACAGAUGCGGAUGGUCAGAUGACUGUCACAGAAAUUGCUUCUAGACCACUGGUUCAGGAUCUCCUGAAACACGACGACUGCUACUUCCUGGAUCAGGGAGGGACAAAGAUCUUUGUGUGGAAGGGGAAGAAAGCCAACAAAGCUGAGAGACAGGCUACGAUGGCCAGAGCCUUGGAGUUCAUCAAAACCAAAAACUACCCGAACACAACAAAUGUGGAGACGGUCAAUGACGGGGCAGAGUCAGCUCUCUUCAAGCAGCUGUUCCAGAGGUGGACUGUAAAGGACCAGACUCAAGGUCUGGGCAAAGUGAAUUCAAAAGGAAAAGUGGCUCAUAUCAAACAGGAAAAGUUUGAUGCCUCUCUGAUGCAUGUGAUGCCAAAGGUUGCUGCACAGGAACGAAUGGUGGACGAUGGAUCAGGUCAAGUGGAGGUGUGGAGAAUUGAGAACCUGGAGCUUGUCCCGGUGGACCCUCAAUCGUACGGAUACUUCUAUGGAGGAGACUGCUACCUGAUCCUCUACUCUUACUUGGUUCACAGCAAGAAGUACUAUCUGCUCUACAUUUGGCAGGGUCGUCAUGCAACACAGGAUGAAGUUGCAGCCUCAGCAUUUCAGGCUGUGGACUUGGAUCAGAAGUACGGUGGUGAGCCAGUUCAAGUCAGAAUAACAAUGGGCAAAGAACCAAGACACUUUCUGGCCAUGUUUAAGGGUAAAAUGGUCAUCUUUGAGGGGGGCACGUCUAGAAAAGGGUCUUCCGACCCCGAGCCCCCGAUAAGGUUUUUCCAGGUCCAUGGUUCUGACCCGUACAACACAAAAGCCAUUGAGGUCCCUGCGCUGGCUACCUCUCUGAACUCCAAUGAUGUGUUUUUACUAAAGAGCCAAUCAGGAAUCCAUCUGUGGUGUGGAAAGGGAUCAAGUGGAGACGAGAGAGCCAUGGCAAAGGAGGUGAGCUGUGUGAUUGGACAGGGCUCUGAGGAGAUCGUGGCAGAGGGUCAGGAGCCCGUUGAGUUCUGGGAGUUGCUCGGAGGGAAAGCUCCCUAUGCUAGUGAGAAGAGAUUACAGCAGAUGGUGUCCGACCACCAGGCGCGCUUGUUCGAAUGCUCCAAUAAGACGGGCUGUUUCAUCGUGAAUGAGGUGACUCAGUUCACACAGGAUGACCUCAUUGAGGAUGAUGUCAUGCUGCUGGACACAUGGGACCAGGUGUUUCUGUGGAUUGGUAAAGAGGCCAAUGAGGUUGAACGUAAAGAAUCAGUGGUGACCAGCCAAGAGUACCUGCGCACCCACCCGGGCACCAGAGACCCUGACACCCCCGUCCUCUUGAUCAAGCAGGGUUUUGAGCCGCCCACAUUCACUGGGUGGUUCACAGCCUGGGACCCCUUCAAAUGGAAUGGAGGAAAGAGCUAUGAGGAUUUGAAAAAGGAGUUGGGAGAAGAAGCAGCACCGGUUAAUGUUACAACAGAGCAGAAGUGUGUUGAAAGUAAGAAAAUCUUUCAGUCUUUUCCACCCAACGACUUGGUCAACAAGAUAAACAGCGAGCUGCCUGAAGGUGUUGACCCAACCCAGAAAGAGAAACACCUGUCUGACUCCGACUUCAACUUGGUAUUUGGGAUGACCAAAGACAACUUUGUCAGCUUGCCAGGGUGGAAACAACUGAAAAUGAAGAAGGAAAAGGGGAUGUUUUGAUCAUAUUUCUUUAUUUGAAAUAAAGAGUUUUUUUAGCAGUAGUAACCCAAUCUGAUCUUCAAUUCAUAAUUUUCAAAAAUAUUUAGUACUUCAUUAUUUUGAAACCUUUGCUUAUGUUAUACAAUCAACUCUUGGCUUGUGAUAAUAUUUGAACUCCCAGUAUGAGAACAUGUAAACCAUUUUAUCUGCUUAUCUUCGUGUGUUUGUGUGGCAUAGCUUACCUCUUCUGAAAUAACACACCAUGUCCGAACAAAAUGUGAAACAAGGCCAACGAGACUUAACUACUACUUGUAUAUUUAGAAUGAAUACAUGUAGAAUUGGUUGCAGAGACUCACACUUUCUCAAAGCACCAGUCAACAUGGCGGUGCAAGCGAUAACAGUGCAUUGGCACCACUCAACAGCUGCUGGGUGGGAACUGUUUGGUGACUUCAAUCAGAUUUUUGGCAAAAUGAUAUAUGUAAAAGUCUGAAUAAUGAAGUUGUCUAUGUUACGUCUACAGCAUUUUACAUUUAACAGGAAUAGAUCCCUCGAAGGGGGAAUUGACAUUUACCCUCAGAAUUUCCAUGGCAUAACUGUCCUUCUGUUUUCAGCUUCACAACUUUCUAUGUAACUUUAGUGAUGGUGAAUCUUUUAACAUGUCGUGAAUAUUUUAUAUCCAAGUUGAAAACAAUGACAGACAUCAACACUA